This is a messenger RNA of Penicillium malachiteum, 495 nucleotides long. RefSeq names its product DUF3237 domain-containing protein. The transcript has 2 exons. NCBI's taxonomy places the organism in Eukaryota, Fungi, Ascomycota, Eurotiomycetes, Eurotiales, Aspergillaceae. Bases 1 to 495 code for a protein of 164 amino acids. The record is from RefSeq and is a predicted model, not a curated record.
AUGGCACCAAAGCUUGAACCUUGCUUCACGUUACGAGGCUACAUUGGUAACGAAUACACCAUUAUGCUAACCGGCAUAAAAUCCGGUCCAACUCGUGGAGUGACACCAAUCACGCACGGUUGCAUCGAGGGCUCAGGACUUAAGGCUGAGAUUCUUCCUGGAGGGGCUGAUUAUGUUCUGAAGAUUGACCCGGAAACCAAUAGCUGUCAUAUUGAUGUUCGCACAUCUGCCCGGACGCCAGAAGGACACGGAUUCUAUAUCCGCUAUAAGGGGGUAUUGAAAAUGGAUGAGAAAACAACCAAAAUUUUGAGCGGGGCUCCAGAUGCUCAAUCGACAGAAUAUGGCGACCAUGAAUGGUUCACGACACCCGUGAUGGAAACAGAUGAUCCUAAAUUCAAAUGGAUUGAGUCCUCGGUUUUUGUCGCUCAAGGGCAUUUCGUUUUAGGUGAUCCCCAGUCUGCACUUGAGUAUCAGAUAUAUAAGCUAGUGAAUUGA